UCAUACAGCACUACCUCUACUACAACCCCACCACCUAAGUAAAACAUUUAAUGUAACCAUUCCCUAAUUCCCCCACCAUAGCUAAACAUGUAAUAUAACUUGUCUCAGAUGCCCUAGGGAUGACCCAAGCUCAGCGAGACAAGUUGAGCAUCAUACAGCACUACCUCUACUACAACCCCACUGUGCUCUACGCACCCAAUGGCACAGCUGCUGACAAAAUCAUUGAAAAAGCCAACACCACCAUAGCCUUUGUUGAUCUGAUCAGUAACUACGCCACCGUCUGGCUGAACAUUUCCCGCAGGAUGCACGCCUACCUGCACGAGGAGAAGACAGCUCGCAACUUGCAGCUGGUCAAAAAGGAAAAUAUGGAGUUUAGACACAGCAGAGAAAACAGCUCGUGGUAA
Messenger RNA from Physella acuta, 404 nucleotides. RefSeq names its product ATP-binding cassette sub-family A member 2. The record is from RefSeq and is a predicted model, not a curated record. NCBI's taxonomy places the organism in Eukaryota, Metazoa, Mollusca, Gastropoda, Physidae.